CCCAGCAGUGCACCCACCUGUGCCCAGCAGUGCAACCACUUGUGCCCAGCAGUGCCCACCAGUGCCACCCAGCAGUGCCACACACCUGUGCCUAGCAGUGCCAUCCAGAAGUGCCACCUAUCUGUGCCCAGCAGUGCCACCCACCUGUGCCCACCAGUGCAGCCCAGCAGUGCUGCCAGUCAGUGCCACCAGUCAGUGCCCAGUGGUUGUGCCAUGUCCAGCAGUGAUGCCAGUCAGUGCCACCUAUCAGUGCUGUCUAUCAGUACCCACCAUCAGUACCGCCUAUCAGUGCCACCUAUCAGUGCCGCUUAUCAGUGCCACCUCAUUCGUGCUGCCUAUCAGUGCCGCCUAUCAGUG
This is a messenger RNA of Staurois parvus, 357 nucleotides long. Lineage: Eukaryota; Metazoa; Chordata; Amphibia; Anura; Ranidae. The record is from the annotation of a GenBank genome assembly.